Molecule: messenger RNA, 333 nt
Organism: Marasmius oreades (fairy-ring Marasmius)
Lineage: Eukaryota; Fungi; Basidiomycota; Agaricomycetes; Agaricales; Marasmiaceae
Exons: 2
Coding region: 1-333 (110 amino acids)
Source: RefSeq, a predicted model, not a curated record
AUGGCGGAUUUUCGCCAUGCAGCCUCGAUUGGCACCACAUUGACUUCGGCAUGUGUGAGAAGUAAGUGUGGUCUGGUCGGUCUAGUCGGAGGAUGGAGCGUGGCGGCGGAAUUCAUUCAACAUUCAACCCCAGGGUCCUUCCUUUCGCCGUACACGCCGUCCGCAUUUGGAAAGUUAUCCGGGAAGAUAUAUCUAGUCCGAUCCAUGUUCAUUCUAUCUGAAGAACAAAUAUCACAAGCCGUUGAAAUCUUCGUCUGCCUUCACGCAACCGCUCAUCUCGGAUAUGCGAUCCGACCAAGCGGUCAAUAUUCAAUCAUGGACGAAGUUGUAUGA